This is a messenger RNA of Acanthisitta chloris (rifleman), 2264 nucleotides long. It is a transcript of the gene NUP58, whose product is annotated as nucleoporin like 1. Gene Ontology annotation, biological process: nucleocytoplasmic transport. Gene Ontology annotation, cellular component: nuclear pore. The record is from RefSeq and is a predicted model, not a curated record. The transcript has 15 exons. The annotation marks the transcript as partial. Gene Ontology annotation, molecular function: structural constituent of nuclear pore. NCBI's taxonomy places the organism in Eukaryota, Metazoa, Chordata, Aves, Passeriformes, Acanthisittidae.
UUUGAAAUACAAUUAUUGCUAAUAGUCUUGUUUUGUAAUAGCUCAACAGGAGGACUUAAUUUUGGAACUCUGGGCUCUUCCACUGCUACAGCAACUACAUCAGCUCCUUCAGUGGGCUUUGGGACUGGACUUUUUGGAUCAAAAUCAACCACUGGCUUUACGCUAGGAGGCACCAGUACAGGAACAGCAACAACUAUGGCAACAGGACUGGCGCUAGGCACACCUGCCACCACGUCAGCAGCUACCACAGGCUUUAGUUUAGGUUUCAACAAACCUGCAGGCUCAGCCACACCAUUUGCUUUACCUGUGACUUCUACCUCAGCGGGUGGCCUGUCCUUAUCAUCUGCUCUGACAUCAACUCCUGCAGCAGGAACUACUGGCUUUACAUUAAAUUUGGGUGGCACAACUGCUCCAACUACAACUGCUUCCACAGGCCUUUCCUUAGGAGGUGCCUUAGCGGGUUUAGGAGGUUCACUCUUCCAGAAUACAAGCACAGCAGCAACAGGACUUGGGCAGAAUGCUUUGGGCUUGACUCUGGGGACAACUGCGGCUCCUUCAACAACUGCCAAUGAAGGUCUUGGUGGCAUAGAUUUUAGUAGUUCUUCAGACAAAAAGAGUGACAAAACAGGAACAAGACCAGAAGAUAGCAAAGCACUGAAGGAUGAAAAUCUACCUCCAGUAAUCUGUCAAGAUGUAGAAAAUCUACAGAAAUUUGUGAAAGAACAAAAACAAGUUCAGGAAGAAAUUAGUAGAAUGUCCUCUAAAGCAAUGCUUAAAGUACAAGAAGACAUUAAAGCUUUGAAACAGCUCCUGUCUGUAGUUGCCAGUGGAUUACAGAGAAACACUCUUAAUAUUGACAAACUGAAAGUUGAAACUGCACAGGAGCUAAAGAAUGCAGAAAUAGCAUUACGAACACAGAAAACUCCUCCUGGUCUUCAGCAUGAAAACACAGCCCCAGCAGACUACUUCAGAAUCUUGGUUGAACAGUUUGAAGUACAGCUGCAGCAAUACAGGCAACAAAUAGAAGAGCUGGAAAAUCAUCUUGCUACUCAAGCAAAUAGUUCACACAUGACUCCACAAGAUUUGUCUAUGGCUAUGCAGAAAAUCUACCAAACAUUUGUAGCUUUAGCCGCACAACUUCAAUCAAUACACGAAAAUGUAAAGAUGCUCAAAGACCAAUACCUUGGCUACAGGAAAAGCUUUCUGGGAGAUGCCAUGGAUGUGUUUGAGGCAAGACGAACAGAAGCCAAGAAGUGGCAGAGCGCGCCACGUGUUACCACUGGACCAACCCCUUUCAGCAACAUACCAAAUGCUGCAGCUGUUGCGAUGGCUGCAACACUUACUCAGCAGCAGCAGCCUGCUACAGGGCCACAGCCAUCUCUGGGAGUUAGUUUUGGAACGCCAUUCGGCUCAGGUAUUGGCACUGGCUUGCAAUCAAGUGGCUUAGGUUCUUCAAGCCUUGGAGGAUUUGGAAGUAGCUCUGCCUUUGGAAGUAGUGCCACAGGAGCAUCAUCAUUUGGGUUUGGAACUACAAGUAAACCAUCGGGAAGUCUAAGUGCAGGCUUUGGGAGCUCUACUACAUCUGGGUUUAACUUCAGCAAUCCUGGCAUCACAGCAUCAGCUGGCCUGACGUUCGGGGUGUCUAAUCCUGCGUCUGCAGGCUUUGGGACAGGAGGGCAACUUCUUCAGCUGAAGAAACCUCCAGCUGGAAACAAGCGAGGGAAAAGAUAGGCAUCCCUUUUUAGGGAAGGGGAAGCACAUCAACUUUGUUCAUCUGAAAAGUCUAUUUUUCUAGAUUGAUGCAUUAAUUAAAUUGCAUCCCAGGAGAUUUAUAAAAAUUUUGCUACUUUUCCCUAGUCUGAAAUACAAAAUGAAGUCAUACUGAACAGCUAUUUUCUUGUGAAUAGAAACCUGUUUAUGUAUUUUUAUUUUGGGCCCUAGUUUUAGAAAUGUUCUAUACUGCAUUAUUAUUAAAGAAUCUUGUAAAAUCAUCUAUUUAACCUAAUGUUAGUAGCAGAAUAUUUUUUGUUAAUAAGCUUUAUACCAUAUGAAUAUAUGCAUAUUUGGUUUUUUGUACAGAAAAAAUAUAUUCUAGUACAAAUACUAGAGUUCAUAUCUUCUGUUCCUGGAUAUGGCCUUUAAAUCUACUUCAGGGUGUUUUUGUGUAUAUGGAUGUAAAUAUAUACAGUACAGUGCACACAUCUGUGUGUAUGUAUGUGUAUAUAUAUAUGUAUAAAACACAGAUGUGCAUACCUUUCCCCACA